Anoplopoma fimbria (sablefish) is the source of this 1555-nucleotide messenger RNA. RefSeq names its product gap junction beta-4 protein-like. Gene Ontology annotation, biological process: cell communication. Gene Ontology annotation, cellular component: connexin complex. The coding region runs from base 119 to 910 and encodes 263 amino acids. The record is from RefSeq and is a predicted model, not a curated record. NCBI's taxonomy places the organism in Eukaryota, Metazoa, Chordata, Actinopteri, Perciformes, Anoplopomatidae. The transcript is spliced from 2 exons.
CAGAGACUGUCAUCGGUGAGGUUCAUCCAACAGAGCCUGCUCCUCCGCUCCGACGCUGGAUCGGGUCAGCUGCGUUUUAAACUCAGGAGGAGAAGACGGACUGUGAACAAACCUCGUCAUGAACUGGGCAUUCCUCCAGGGUCUCCUCAGUGGGGUGAACAAGUACUCCACAGCCUUCGGCCGAGUUUGGCUCUCUAUCGUUUUCCUCUUCAGGGUCAUGGUGUUUGUGGUUGCUGCCGAGAAGGUAUGGGGCGAUGAACAGAAAGACUUCAAAUGCAACACAGCUCAGCCCGGGUGCCACAAUGUCUGCUACGACCACUUCUUCCCCGUGUCCCACGUCCGGCUGUGGGCCCUGCAGCUCAUCUUCGUCACCUGCCCCUCUCUCCUGGUGGUGAUGCAUGUGGCCUACAGGGACGACAGGGAACGGAAACACCGGCUCAAGUAUGGCGAGAACUGCCGCCGCCUCUACCAGAACACGGGCAAGAAGCGCGGCGGCCUGUGGUGGACCUACGUCCUCACUUUGGUCUUCAAAAUAGGUGUGGACGCCACAUUCGUCUACCUCGUCUACCACAUCUACGAGGGUUACGACUUCCCCUCGCUCAUCAAGUGCGAACAGAAGCCCUGUCCCAACAAGGUGGACUGCUUCAUCGCUCGGCCCACUGAGAAACGAAUCUUCACCAUCUUCAUGGUGGUCACCAGCCUGGCCUGCAUCCUCCUCUCCAUUUUUGAAAUUGUCUACCUGGUUGGAAAACGCUGCCGUGAAUGCUUCACCGCGUUCCAUAACUCUCGCAACGUCACGACCAACACGCUGUCCAGCGGCAGCACCCUGAUGGAGUCAAACACUCUAAAGGUGCCGGGCAAAACCACCCCUGAUACGCCUGCUCCUGCAUACAGCGUUGCCAUAUCUUGAGAUCCUGAGAAUAAUGGCAAAGACUUAACGAAAAACAAUGUCGUGGGAAAGGAAAUAUGCCUCUCCUCCCUCCACAGGCACUUCCUUAAGAGACUUGUCAGCAGACAUUUGAGUGCUCAGAGACUGAACUACAAUAUAUGUAGUUCUUUACUGUUACUGUGUCCACAUGUUGGAGAAUCACAAAUUCUGGACCACAAGACAUAUGUGUCAUUGAUCUGGAAUGUGCUCACUGCGGUGGGGUUUGGGUCAGAGUAUUUUACACAGAUUUUUUUUCUUUUAGAGAUGGAGUUCCACAGCCCGUUCCAAAAAAAAAAAAAAAAAAAGCUUAAAUUUGGCCUUGAGACCAAUUACAUGAGUCACUCCAUGGUUUGGAGAUGGUUUUACAAACACAUGUGGUUAAGUUUUCCUACUGCUCUGUGCCCAACCCCGAAAUGUUUAGUUCAAGCUGUACUGCUUCUUUUCGCUUCACUCACUCCUUCUUAUCUGACUCUUUUAGAAAACUGUACUUAAUUUAUCAAAAAGUUUGUAAGAUUGUGCUGCCCCGCAUGUUAUUGUUCUGACCUGUUUCAAACUGAUUCUUGUACACGGGCAGAAGAGAGCAAUGAAGUCAAAAAGCAGUGCUGUAAACACAGUUGUUAAUAAUAU